UAACCCGGAAAUCUUCGUCACUUGAUCGAUCGACAGCACGUUGCUCGUGUGUGAAGCGAAUCCUCCCUGCAACAUGAAGUGUGUGUGAUGAAGCGUGUGUGUGAUGAAGUGUGUGUGUGAUGAAGUGUGUGUCCUAUGAAGUGUGUGCGUAGCGUCGCUGGUGAACUGAUCAGACCCGGAGCUGCUCCUCGUUCAGCCGCAGCUCGUCGCCUCGCAGCGGACAUGUGUAAAGAGCUGAGGACCAAAGUGCUGCGGUUCCUGCCGCCGACCUCCAGCGGGCCCACGGUGCACCAGGAGCAGACAGAUGGUGCUGACAUCCUGAGAUGCACGGCGAAGGCCCUGAAGGAGGGUCACGUUGUUGCCGUGCCCACAGACACCAUCUAUGGCCUGGCGUGUCUGGCUCAAAACUCUGAUGCUGUCAGAAAAACAUACGACGUCAAGGGGAGGAACGGACACAAGCCGCUGGCCAUCUGUGUGGGAGAGAUCCAGGAUAUCUACAAGUACUGUAAGGUGAACGUGAAGGAGGAGCUGUUGGGUGACCUGCUGCCCGGUCCCGUCACUCUGGUGUUUGAAAGAUCUGAAAUACUGAACAAAGAUCUCAACCCCUUCACCUCGCUUGUUGGUGUGCGUAUCCCAGACCACACCUUCAUGAGGUGUCUUUGCCAGAUGUGUGGGGAACCACUGGCGCUCACCAGCGCCAACAUCAGCGCACACACCAGCACUCUGGAAGUACAAGAGUUCCAGGAGCUUUGGCCCAAACUAGCCGUGGUGGUGGAUGGUGGACCAAUCACAGACAAGAGCCGACUCGGAUCAACCGUGGUCGACUUGUCAGUGCUCGGGAAAUAUCACAUCAUCAGGCCUGGCUGCGCCCUUUCUUCCACGGUUGAUGUGCUGGAGCGCAAAUAUGGACUGUCAGCGGACUCGGACAAAUGACCUUUGAACUCUCAACACUCCACAACACGGGCUGAGACGCACAAUUAGCUUUGACCUCGGGGCUUCCUCAGAAAAGAAGAAAUCCUUUUUCUAUUUUUGUGUUCACAUAGAAGAACAAGAGACUAAAACUUGGGAACAAGUCUUAAACGACCGAUGGCCGAAGUUGUUCUGGUGGAGGCUUUAAGAUCUGGGGUUACUUUUUCCUUUGAUGCUUUACCAUGUUCCGACUAUCACAUUAUGUGGGAUUUUAAACUGAGUGUCAAAGUUAUCAACCAUUUAUUUAGAAAAAUAAAGUCUGCUACAUUUGGGAA
This is a messenger RNA of Paralichthys olivaceus (Japanese flounder), 1244 nucleotides long. RefSeq names its product yrdC N(6)-threonylcarbamoyltransferase domain containing (gene yrdc). Gene Ontology annotation, cellular component: cytoplasm. Gene Ontology annotation, molecular function: double-stranded RNA binding; nucleotidyltransferase activity; tRNA binding. The record is from RefSeq and is a predicted model, not a curated record. Lineage: Eukaryota; Metazoa; Chordata; Actinopteri; Pleuronectiformes; Paralichthyidae. Gene Ontology annotation, biological process: regulation of translational fidelity.